AUGGCAGCUGCCGACGACCAACCCGGCAAUCAGGAUGCCAUCCCUCUACGCAGCCGAGACUCCAUAGACGAACUGGGCAGCCAAGAGGGCGACAGGCUGGUCCGCGACGACGAUGACGAUGACGGCGACGCAGCUGCCGCCGUCGCGCACCAGAAGCUGGCCGUGGUGUCGGGCAUCACCAACAGCGCUCCCAUAUCGGUCGUGGCCUACUGUCUCGCCUCCAUCAGCAUGACCGUCGUCAACAAGUUCGUCGUGUCGGGUGAUUCGUGGAAUCUGACCUUCUUCUACCUCGCCGCUCAGAAUGUCAUCUGCAUCGCCGCCAUCACCGCCUGCAAGAAGGCUGGGCUGAUCAAGGAUCUCGCGCCUGUCACGGUGGAGAAGUCUAAGAAGUGGUUCCCCGUCUCCCUCCUGCUGGUGGGAAUGAUCUACACGAGCACCAAGGCGCUGCAGUUCCUCUCGGUACCGGUGUACACCAUCUUCAAGAACCUGACCAUCAUCGCCAUCGCGUACGGCGAGGUCUUCCUGUUCGGCGGCAGCGUGACGCGCAUAGCCCUGGGAGCCUUCAGCCUGAUGGUUCUCAGCUCCGUGGUGGCGGCCGUGUCGGACGUGAGGAGCGCCAGGGGCGGGCAGAUGGGCGACGACGCCAUGGCGGCCCUCAACGCCGGGUACUUCUGGAUGGCGCUCAACGUGGUGUGCACGGCGACGUUUACGCUGUCGCUGCGCAAGGUCAUCAAGUUCAUGGACUUCCGCGACUGGGACACCAUGUACUACAACAACCUGCUGUCCAUCCCUGUGCUCGUGGCCGCCACGCUGCUGGCCGAGGACUGGUCGGCCGACAACCUCGCCCGCAACUUCCCCGACGGCCAGCGCAACAGCAUCCUGAUGGGCAUCGUCUACUCGGGCCUCGCCGCCAUCUUCAUCUCGUACUGCUCCGCCUGGUGCAUCCGCGUCACGUCGUCCACCACCUACUCCAUGGUCGGGGCCCUCAACAAGCUCCCCAUCGCCAUAAGCGGGCUCAUCUUCUUCUCGGCCCCCGUCACCGUCGGCAGCGUGUCGGCCAUCCUCAUCGGCUUUGUCAGUGGUAUCGUCUACGCAGGCGGCGCCUACGAGGUAGAUUUUGAGAUUGAGUGA
This is a messenger RNA of Geosmithia morbida, 1131 nucleotides long. RefSeq names its product GDP-mannose transporter. Gene Ontology annotation, cellular component: Golgi apparatus. The transcript is spliced from 4 exons. Lineage: Eukaryota; Fungi; Ascomycota; Sordariomycetes; Hypocreales; Bionectriaceae. Gene Ontology annotation, molecular function: GDP-mannose transmembrane transporter activity; antiporter activity. The record is from RefSeq and is a predicted model, not a curated record. The coding region runs from base 1 to 1131 and encodes 376 amino acids.